Molecule: messenger RNA, 2819 nt
Organism: Paramisgurnus dabryanus
Lineage: Eukaryota; Metazoa; Chordata; Actinopteri; Cypriniformes; Cobitidae
Source: RefSeq, a predicted model, not a curated record
ACUUUGACUACAGAUCAGAGUCAGCUUGUUUCUACUCGCGUACCUUCUACAGAGAGUCUUCAUCAGCCCUUAACUUUCACUACAGAUCAGAGUCAGCUUGUGUCUACUCGCGUACCUUCUACAGAGGAAAUAAUACCUGAUUCCCAGAAGCAAGUCAAGAAGCCAGCAAGUGCCUGUCAGGGUUGUAAGACACAUCAGCUUGUCAAAGAGGAGAUGUCAUCUUUAGAAAAAUGCUCAGUUAUGGACCAUUUUCCCCGCUGAAGUGGUGGGGGCUGAAAUGUCAAGUGUGCACUACUACAUGGCAUGUGUACUGUUACCAUAAAAAAGAAGAAAUACAAAACAGUUGGAAUGAAACUGAAACAAGUGAAGAGGACAUAUCAGAUAAUGAUCCAGAAUAUGUUCCAGCUUCAGAAACCGAUUCAGAAGAUGAUGAACCACCAAGCAGAUUGGAAAAAUCUACAGUUCUGACAGAGAAAGAAUCAUCAAUGAUGGAUAUAAGUCACAUGAGUGGAAUAACUGCAAAGGAAACAUCUGCAAACAUAACAGACUCAACAUCUAUUGCAAUGAAGGGAUUGAAUUUUUGCUUUGUUUGCAAAAAAGCUCAUUUUAAAAUAGCUAGACAUUUUAAAGUUCAUGUUAAGGAAAAUGCAGAGAUCGCCAAAGCUUUAAGUUUCCCUGCACGCUCAAAAAGUAGAAAGGAGUGGCUAGAGAAACUUAGAAACAAAGGGAACUUCAUACAUAACUGUGAGGUGCUGAAAGAUGGAGCUGGUUCGCUUAAAGUCAAAAGAAGAGCCCAGGGUGGCUUUAAAAAAUAUGAAUAUUGUCUCCAUUGUAGGCGCAUGUUUUUGAGAGCAGAGCUAUGGAGACACAUGAGAAGGUGCCCUUCAAGACCAACAGACCAUGACCACCAAGGCAGGAAGAGAAUACUUGGCUUAGCAUCAGUAGUCAAAUCAGCAUGUUCAAGCGCUGUUGAAGAAGGGGUGCUUAAGAUGUUAAGCCGCAUGCACAAUGAUGAAAUUGCUGCACUUGUUCGCAAUGACUUUUGCCUUUUAAGAUUUGCAGAGUCCCUUUACAGUAAACAUGGACAUGAUCCCUCAAAACACGACUAUAUUCGGCAAAAAAUCCGCCAGCUGGGCCGAUUUCUACAGACAAUGCGCAAGAGUUCUCCAGUCCUAACUUUAGAGGAUGCGGUUAAAUCAUCAAAUUUCCUGAAUGUGAUUGAGGCUGUGAAAGAAACUGCAGGGUUUGAUAAGAACAAUAACACCUAUAAGACUCCAAGUCUGGCAUUAAAAAUCGGCCACUCCCUGGUGAAAGUAAAUGACAUAAUUCACUGCCAUGCCCUCAUGGCUGAAGAUGAAAACCUAGUGAAGUCCUUAGAUGGUUUCCAAAAGCUUUAUCGGGCCAAGUGGCCUGAAUACAUUUCGCACGGUGCUUUAAACACUAUAAGUGAAUUAAAAUACAACAAGCCGACGAAACUUCCACUCACCAAAGACAUCAUGAGGCUUAACAAGCAUCUUGAUAAAAAGGCAAAGUCAGCAACUGCAGCACUGGAGAAGGCAGCAACACCGCAGAAUUAUUCCACUGUUGCAAGAACAACGCUGACCAAGAUUGUGCUUUUCAAUAGGAGACGAGUAGGCGAAGUUUCAAAAAUGAAGCUUAAAAAUUUCCUGGACCGAGAUUGUUCAAUUACACAAAAUGAAAUGAAUUUAUCGGAGUAUGAACAGAAAUUGUGCAAGUACUUUGAGCGGGUCGAGCUCAAGGGAAAAAAGGGAAGAAAAGUGGCAGUGUUGCUGACUCCUGAAAUGACGAAGUCCUUAAAUCUGAUGAUUAUGAAGAGAGAGCAGUGUGGUGUGCCCAAUAAGAAUGAGUAUUUAUUCGCUGUUCCUCACUGCCUCACAUGCUACAGGGGACAUCAAUGUCUUAGGAAGUUUGCAGAUGAAUGUGGUGCCCAAAAACCAGAUUUUUUACGAUCUACUCCGCUGAGGAAAGAAAUGGCAACUACUUCUCAGAUAUUAGAUUUAAAGAACAAUGAAAUGGAUCAGCUGGCGGACUUUUUGGGUCACGACAUAACAGUGCACAGACAUUUUUACCGUCUUUCUGAUGCCACAAUACAGAGUGGAAAAAUUUCCAAGCUGCCUUUUGCCCUUGAGAAAGGAAAGCUGCAUGAGCUAAGAGGAAAAACGCUUGAUGAAAUUGGAGAUUUCACAGAUGAUGAUGAUGAUGAGGACGACGAUGAGAGUGAGAGUGAUGAAGAUACAACCCUGGACACAGAAACUGCAGAUGAAAUUAAUGAGGAACACAUGGACACAUCUGCCAGAGAGGAGACUGACACAAAUAUAUGUGGACAAAAUGGCAGUAACUCACACGUGCACACCGAACAACCUACAUGCAGUUCAGCUGACAGACCAAUUCCUGGAUGCAUUGUUGGUGGUAAACAGAAGCCAGACAAAGGUGCAAGGCGACCGUGGUCGAAUGCAGAGGUCAAUGCCGUAUUAAAGCAUUUCAAACCACACAUUGCCAAAGGUCAUCUGGCGUCUUUAAGAGAGUGUGAGCUGUGCAAGAAGUGCGAGCCAGUUCUACAAAAUAGAACAUUACACAACAUCAGAGAUUUUGUCCGUAACAGAGGGGUAACCCUGAAGCGCAAAAUGACUAACACUUAACUUUUUUUUCAAGAUCUUUAACUUUAUUCAUUUAUAUGUUGAUAUUAAGUUUAAAUGAAAAGCUUAUAGUUCAGAGAGGGAAUGUUGUCAUAUUGAGAGGAUCUGUUUUAAAGGAACAUGCCCAGAUUUUAGGAAUUUAGCUUAUUCACCGUAUCCCCG